AUGUCAGCCAGAAAGGGCUAUCUGCUCCCUUCGCCAAAUUAUUCCACAACAAUGUCAUGCUCCGAGAGCCCGGCUGCAAACUCUUUUUUGGUAGACUCCCUGAUCAGCUCGGGCAGAGGGGAAGCGGCGGGAGCAGGAGGCGGAGGCGGAGGCGGAGGCGGCUACUAUCCCAACAGUGGUAUCUACCUGCCACAGGCGUCCGAUCUGUCCUACGGGCUGCAAAGCUGCGGACUUUUCCCCGUUCUGGGCAAACGCAAUGAAGGUACUUCUCAAAACAUGGUCCCCAACUCGCACUCCUACGUGUCAGGGAUGGAAGUGUGGCUAGAUCCUCCCCGGUCCUGUCGCAUGGAAGAGCCGGAGAGCCAGCAGGCCACCUCGUGCUCCUUCGCUACAAGCAUUAAAGAGGAGAGCUCCUACUGCCUCUAUGACUCAGAGAAAUGCCCCAAGGGCUCGGCCGCCACAGACCUCGCUCCCUUCCCCCGGCUGAGUGCCGAGGUCAGCCCAGCCAGCAGCGGCGGCGGGGUCCCCGUCCCGGGCUACUUCCGCCUCUCCCAGGCUUAUGGCACUUCCAAGAACUACGGCGCGGGGCCAGCCGGGGCUGCCCCUUUCCCUCCGCAGCCCCCCGGCCGCUUCCAGACGCCUCCAUCUUUGCCUCCCGUCCCGGACCCGGGGAGGAAGGAGGAUGAGGAACGCUCCCCAAGCCCCUUGGCGUGCGUCUCCCAGAGGGAGGACGAGACUCAGGCUUCAUCUUCCACCGCAGAGGAGCUCUCUCCAGCUCCGUCAGAGAGUAGCAAAGCUUCUCCAGAGAAAGAGCCUGUAGGCAAUUCAAAAGGAGAAAAUGCAGCAAACUGGCUCACGGCAAAAAGUGGCAGAAAGAAACGAUGCCCCUAUACCAAGCAUCAAACUCUCGAGCUGGAAAAGGAGUUUCUAUUCAAUAUGUACCUGACUCGUGAGCGUCGCCUAGAGAUCAGCCGCACAGUCCACCUCACAGACAGACAAGUUAAAAUCUGGUUUCAGAACCGCAGAAUGAAACUGAAGAAAAUGAACAGAGAGAAUAGGAUUCGGGAGCUCACAGCCAACUUUAAUUUCUCUUGA
Messenger RNA from Vidua chalybeata, 1095 nucleotides. RefSeq names its product homeobox A10 (gene HOXA10). Gene Ontology annotation, cellular component: nucleus. The coding region runs from base 1 to 1095 and encodes 364 amino acids. The record is from RefSeq and is a predicted model, not a curated record. Gene Ontology annotation, molecular function: DNA-binding transcription factor activity, RNA polymerase II-specific; RNA polymerase II cis-regulatory region sequence-specific DNA binding. NCBI's taxonomy places the organism in Eukaryota, Metazoa, Chordata, Aves, Passeriformes, Viduidae. Gene Ontology annotation, biological process: regulation of transcription by RNA polymerase II. The transcript has 2 exons.